GAGGAUGCGGUUCAGCGUGGCGCCGGCGCCCGGCGACAGCGGCUUCAGCCAAUGGCGCGACGCCAUGCGCAUGGUCGCGCGCCUGCCCGGCGGCAUCCCGCCAGACUUCCGCCGCAGGCUGUGGCUGACGCUGGCCGAGCGGCACCUGGCGGCCCGCGGCGUGGACUGGGCGCGCGCCCACCGCCUCUGCUUCAACGAGUGGAGUAACCCGGACGACGAGGAGCUGGGCGUCCAGAUCGUCAAGGACCUGCACCGCACGGGCUGUUCGCUGUUCUGCGGCGCAGAGGCGGAGCAGAACCAGGCGCUGCUGAAGCGGGUGCUACUAGCCUACGCGCGUUGGAACAAGGCGGUCGGCUACUGCCAGGGCUUCAACAUGCUGGCCGCGCUCAUACUGCAGGUCAUGGACCGCUCCGAGGCUGACUCCGUCAAGGUGAUGAUCUUCCUGGUGGAGGGCGUGCUGCCGGAGAGCUACUUCGCCAACAACCUGCGCGGCCUGUCGGUGGACAUGGCCGUCUUCCGGGACCUGCUGAGCCGCCGCCUGCCCGCCCUCUCCCGCCACCUCGACCGUCUGCAGGUCGCCGCCAACGACGCCUCCUCAGGUACGAGCUACGAGCCGCCGCUGACGAACGUGUUCACGAUGCAGUGGUUCCUGACGCUCUUCUCCAACUGCCUGCCGCAGCCGGCCGUGCUGCGCGUCUGGGACCUCAUCUUCCUCGAGGGCAACGAGGUGCUCCUGCGGACGGCGCUCGCCAUCUGGGACGGACUCGCCGACCGCAUAUUGGCAGUCAACAGUGCUGAUGAGUUCUACAGCAUCAUGGGUGUUCUCACACGAGAGAUGUUGGAAUUUGGACUGAUGGAUACCAACAAUCUUGUUAAGACUGUAGUGAAUCUUGCACCAUUUCCAUUCCCGGAGCUGAAUGAAUUGCGGGACAAGUACCUGUACAAUAUAACACCUUGGACACAGAGUGUUUCCACUGCAGCUAAAAGAGGUCUAAAGAUAUUUUAUAGUGAUGAUGAUGAUGAAACAGAUGAGGAUGAUGAGAAGAUUGCAGUAGCUGCUGCGUAUGGCAUUUCAACUGUUUUCAGGUCACCAAGGAGAAAAGAUGGCACCCAACGUGAACAGACAUCUUCAAGUUUAUCAGCUCUGAACUAUUCAGGGACAGUGCCUGACAGAGAAAGACUUGCAUUAGAUAUCUCAGCACUGAAGCAGCAAUACGCCAAGUUACGUGAGCGGCAGAGGCAGGCACACAUAAUACUUACAGCGGCCUGCACAAGACAACCACUGGGUCCCACCUCAUCAACUCCAGUUGCAAUGAAUCAUUUGUUGCUGGGAAAGAGUGCACUGAUGAGCAUGAAGGGCCGACGGGUUGGGCCACUACCGGGGGCCGUUCCACCUCCUGUCAACCUGAAAGCUACACGGCCUGCCACCAAACCACCUGUCAAAGAGAAGCCAACAAAACCGUCCAGUGAUCUCCUGUCACCUCAGUCACAACUUGCAAAGGAUGAAGGGGAAACGCUGCACUGGAAAGAUGCUGCAAGUUACAAGAAACCAAAAGCUGUUAAUAUUACAUCCAGUUCUAUGGAUGAAAAGAGCCGUGACACUGAGGCAGAAGCUGACAUUCCUGAGGUGUCGAGAGAUCUGGAAGAUGACAAACAAAGCGACAGCAGUUCAUCUACAGAACUGUGUGAUGAACCUGAUAGGCUGAGUGACUUUGAUUCAGAGGAAGCAACCAGUCUCAGUGAAGCAUCAUCCUAUGUGUCUGGUCAUUCUCUUUCUGUGCCACUUCCAUGCAAAAAAGAUGGAUCAAUGAGGAGCCCCAAGAAUAUGCAGUCACCAUUGAGUGAGAAAGCCCCAUCCCCUAUCAGCACACAGAAAAGCCUCAUAUCUCCUGUGGAAGAAGAAAUUGUGCCAGAAAUUCCAGAAGAGGUUGUAAGUGUCUUUCCAAUGGAGGAACUGAAAAUCCAAGCAGAACAGCAAGAGUUAGAGAAUGGUGGUGUGAUACACACAAAAACUGAGAGUCAGCUGACAGUAUCAACAGAAACUGGACACCUGCAGAGUGUACUUCCAGUUGCUACUGAUGGAGAUGACUUAAUGGUAAAGUUAACGGUGCAAGAUAGUGUUAAAAGUGAAAAAUCAGUCACCAUAAAUGGAAGCAACAAGUAUUUUCACAGUUUAGAGACUGUUACAUUUUUAGAAAGGAACUUAAUAAAUUCAGACAUAUUAAAAGUACCUGAGUCAACAAGUGAUAAAACAAUAAUUUCACAAGACAUCAAGGAAAAUUUCCAAGAUACCUCCAAUGUUGAAAUCCUUCCAAGUAUCAUUCAGAUUUCACACGAGGCAUCUGAAAACGAAGAACUGGAUAUUUCAUCUUCAAGGAUGCAUAGUAUUAAGGAGUCAGAGCCGUAUGUAACGACAGCCACAGGCGACAAUAUUUUUUCAUCUGUGAUAUUGGAAACAAAAAAGACUGAAAAUUUAAGUACAGACAUGGAACAAAUCUUUCCAGAAACUAGUACAGUUCCUUCUAUUGUUACUCAAUCCAUAGAUAAAGACAUUAUUUCCUCAAAAGAUACCUCAGCAAGUGAUUCUAAAUAUAUUCUUGAACCUAGUGAAAAAGGAAGAAAUGUUGAUUAUGAAGACAUGUCAGUCAUUCUGGAAUUCAAUCAGAGACUUCACGGGUUGCAUGACAAAGCAUUAAGCAAAGUUCCAGGGACUGAAGGUGAUAAUGAUUACCUGCAAAUGUCUGAACUUCUGGAGAUAGACCACAAGAUGCACUCAGGGCGUCGUAACAGUGAACGAGCAUUAAAAAUCAUACAAGAAAACUCUGAAAUUCUUCAGAGAAUACUGCAGUGUCAAAUGAGACGUGCAAGUAAGUUUUCAGAAGAAAGUUCAAAUGGUACAAAUGGUGUGUCAGAAGAUGACUCAGAUUCUGUGAAGGCACCAUCAGUGCCAUCAUCAACAAGUACUGAAAAUGUACCAUUUUUUCUAAGUGCCGAGUGUAAAAAGCUGAGUGAAAGUAUACUGUCAAAAACUAUAGUGAAUGACUCAUUUCAGGAACAUCAUACCUUAACAGAUGAGCACAAAGUUCCAAUUCCUGUAACUGUUUCUGCAGUGUCUAAAACUGAAUCUCAACCUGUAGAUGUCAUGACUAGUUUCCACAAUGAUAAACAAAGCCCAGUGCAUUUCAUCUCGUCUGUUCCGAUUAGUGCCUCUUACAGUUCUGACAGCACAGUUAAUCCAACUGCUCUUGAUGACAUAAAUUCCAAGAUUUUCCCACAGAAUACUGAGGCAACAACAUUUGACAAGGAAACAGGGAGAGAAAAAAGUUUUUCAUUUUCUUUCCCUUCUUCUAUACUUGCCUCUGAUGAAACACCCACAUCUCAAAAAGAAGAUAAACCAUUCUACACUGGUGAGGAGAACAGUACCAUGUCUAUGAGUUUUCCUGACACAACUUCAAAAGCAAGUGACAGUUCAACAGAUUUCAAAGUAAAGUCAUCCACUGUGGAGAGUGAAGAUCAUUCCAGUUUUUGGGGACUGUGGAACAUUUCCUCUACAAGUGAUGAGAGUUCCAUUGACAGCCAAAAACUAAUUAAAUCGUGUGCUUCACACAUGCUUAAAGAUGAUCAUUCAAGUUCAGAACGUAGUUUUAGACCUAUAAUUGUUCAUUCUUCAUCUAUCGAUAAAACAGGAUUUCGUGAUGAAAAGCUGCCUCGGCCUUUGUCAGAGGGUGAUUCCCAAGAUCCCCAUUACAGCAAUAUAGGUAGGAAAUAUGUUCCGACAAUAUCCACAGUAGACUGCCCUGUUGAAGAGCCUACACAGGUGUCAACAUCUGAAGCUUUACCGAGAAAACACUUUGAACAGUUUUCAUAUACGCGAAGUUUUGCUGUGAAAGAAACCCCUGUAACAGCCUCAUUUAGUCCUAAAAGUUCAGUUCUAGAUCUGAAACAUCCUGUGCAAGUAUCAGACAUGCACUCCAGUUUCUCGUCACAGCAAGAAAGUAGAAGCAUGUCCAGCUACAUCACUGAGAAACAUCAGCAACCUCUUGAAUCAACCCAAAGAAAACUUGCUUCCAUAGAGUCAGAGUUAGAAUUUCAGCCAGUAUUAACACAUUCACUGUCGGAAACCAGGGAAGAUGAAACUUCACACAGAAGUGGGAAAGAAAGUCGACCAUUGUCUCCUACUGUUACAGAGAUGCUAAAUCGAUCAUCGUCAUCAGGGUCACUACAAGGUAGUCGAUCCAAACUUAAGAAAGAUUUUGUUUCACCACCUCCAUCCCCUUUCCGCAGGUACACAUCACCUGUUAGAAAAACUUCAAGUCUUGAGCGUCCAGUGUCUUUACAUUUCUCUAAAGGAAGUUCAUCUUUUGAUUCUUCUGAAGAUGGUAAAAUGAGAUACAAAACUUCACCUUUGUACAAAUCUUUCAGUAUGCUUUCCGUAAAUGAAGCAGGUGAAAUACAGCACACACAAUAUGACAGUGCACCAAGGCAUAGGAAAAAAGACCCCUUGAGAAGACGAACGUCAACAGAUCUAUCUAUUUCUUUUUCAUCUACUAAAAGUAAGUCCCCAAAAGCCACUUCUCCAGUAUUCUCCCCAUCAAAACUUAAGGAGACAGGUGUUUCUUUCCCUCCAAUUAAGUCCUUACACCAGGCUGACAGUCCUACAAAAUCAGCAAAGUUCAGCCCAUUUCCAACAAGAGCAGGUUCAUGGCAGCCAAAAGAGCUUGGAAUAAAACUGGGCCUAUACUCUUCAACUGAGUCAUCUGGAAGAUCCUCCAACAAGAAGUUGUAAAAUAAACCAUAACAGAAUAUGUCUAAAAUGCUGUGAUGACUGACUUAGAGCACUAGUAUUUUGCAUGCAUGACAGGAACAAUUUCAGCCCGGAUGGUAUGAGACAAGUAUGCACAUGCGAAGCUUUAGGAUAACUAGGUCUGGUGCUAACAGCCCAGUAGUGUGAGUGCAUGCAGUCUUGAAUGCAAACAAUAACUAGUAUUGUGUUCCACUGUGCUUUAACACAGACUAGAGCUGCUGAACUUAUUUUUAAAUAAUUUUAUAAAUCAUAGUUACAGCCCUGUUGUUGCUGACAUUGAUACAAUGCCUAGUUUAUAUAAAUAUGUAAAAGUUGUUAAAUUAUUUAGACUGGAAAAUAGGAGAAUAUUUGAGUAUCACUGUCAGGUUGCGUGCAGUGUGUGCCUUAUUUCUCAAAGAAAAACAUAAAUUUGGAUUCUACAAAUAAUUUUGCACGUAUCAGUAUGUAACUUAAACAAUUUUUGUUGAUUUUUAACCAAAUUCAUAAUGUAUCUAAAAACAAAGAUGAUGUGACUUACCAAAUGAAAAUGCUGGCUGGUCGACAGACACACAA
Molecule: messenger RNA, 5356 nt
Organism: Schistocerca nitens (vagrant locust)
Lineage: Eukaryota; Metazoa; Arthropoda; Insecta; Orthoptera; Acrididae
Exons: 11
Coding region: 5-4786 (1593 amino acids)
Cellular component (GO): endoplasmic reticulum
Source: RefSeq, a predicted model, not a curated record